Molecule: messenger RNA, 1035 nt
Organism: Naumovozyma castellii
Lineage: Eukaryota; Fungi; Ascomycota; Saccharomycetes; Saccharomycetales; Saccharomycetaceae
Gene: SFG1
Product: Sfg1p
Exons: 1
Coding region: 1-1035 (344 amino acids)
Source: RefSeq, a predicted model, not a curated record
AUGGAUCAUUUAAAGGCUCCUGAACCGUUACUACUUUCAACGCCAAGAUCAAAACUGAUCACAGAUGUUUCCUUACCCAUUACACCAAACAAAAGGCUUAGGUCCCUAGAUCCAUUAUCCAUUUCCAAUCUAACACCUUCUAAGAAAUCUGCCAAAUUGGCUCGCCCUUCGUUUAGAACUAGUUCCUACUCUGUUAAACCUCAAGUGUUAACUUUUAAUACAUUUGAAAAUAUGGAUUCAGAUUUGAACAUUAACAAAAAUAUAUAUGAUGAUAUUCUGAGUCACAGAUUAAAUUUGGAUGGAGAUUCUACUUCAGAUUUCGGUUCCAUAAGUCCUCUAAGUGAUAUAUCAUCUGUCCCCUCAUCAUCCUCAUCGUCUCCCGACAUUGCGUGUUCAGAUCAAAUGGAUCCCUUCAGUAUCGAUACUUUUAAUUGGACGGGGAAACAUCUCAUGAAUAAGGAAACCUUAGAAUUGAACCGUAUGAUUCAAUCCUCCAUGUUAAAACUGGAUCAUAAUGUAACUUUAAUGCCACCAAUAGUAAGGAAAAGCCAUCCUUGUCAUAGAACAAAAACACCAACCAAAAGAAUCUUAAACUUGGAAACUAGCUCUUUGAAUCUUAUUGUCAGUUCGUCGAGAGGAUCAUUGAAAGAUGCAACGAUAUUUGCCACGGAAAUCAAUGCUUCCGCUCAUCAUGAGGACAAUAAACUUCCUGUUAUUUCUAACGUUUGGGAAAGAAUUACAAUCCCUGUGAACUCUAGUAUAAAAGAAAAGCACAAGAAAUUAAAGGAAAGAUUCUUAAAGGAUAAUGAUUUGGAAAAUGAAAGUUCGGAUGAUUUUGACAGUGAAGAUGUGGCUGAUUUUCCAGAUUGGAACGCUGAAUAUGAAUCUGUAAAUAAUUGGAAGGAAAUUCCAGAUGCCGCCUUAAUUAGAGGUUAUGAUUUUGAAUAUUUGGGUGGUAAGGAAACUUUCAAUAAAAAAACUGAUACCACCAGGGAGAAGAAACGUGUUAAAUGGGCAGAGCAAUUAGAAUGCUAA